AUGAACAAAUAUUUUAAUAGUAAUAGUGGAACCUGUGAAACAUCUACUUCGACAUCGGAUGCUAGAAAUGAAUCAAUAAAUGAUAUAGAUGAAAAUAUUUCUAAGACUCAUGUAAAAUAUAAUAAUGAAACAUCUACUUCGACAUCGGAUGCUAGAAAUGAAUCAAUAAAUGAUAUAGAUGAAAAUAUUUCUAAGACUCAUGUAAAAUAUAAUAAUGAAACAUCUACUUCGACAUCGGAUGCUAGAAAUGAAUCAAUAAAUGAUAUAGAUGAAAAUAUUUCUAAGACUCAUGUAAAAUAUAAUAAUGAAACAUUUACUUCGACAUCGGAUGCUAGAAAUGAAUCAAUAAAUGAUAUAGAUGAAAAUAUUUCUAAGACUCCUGUAAAACAUAAUAAUGAAGAAACGUUGACCUCUCCUACUUUAACAUAUUUUCCUUGUGAUGAUAAUAAUAUUGAUAUUGACAUAAAUAGUAGUAAUAGUGCACUUGCGAACAAAACAGUUGAGAUAAGCGAUAAACCGGUCACCGAUGUUUCCAAAUCCGUUGCAUUUAUUUCUCAACCUGAUUUAUUCGACCCAAAUUUAUGGCCAGAUAACAGACAGAAUAACUUUAUAGACAUAGUUAUUAAGAUGGGACCACGUGAAAUAAAUGAUGAAAUUUUUCCCAAAGAUGAAAAUAAUCGUCAUUUUUCUAAAAUAUACAAAAUAAGAAAAUUAGACAACAAUGAAAAAGUUAAAAGACGAUGGCUUGUAUAUUCUAAAAGCAUUGAUCGGGUGUUUUGUUUUUGUUGCAAACUUUUUAAUAGUUCUCAUAGUACACUAUCCACAAUAGGCAAUAAUGACUGGAAACAUAUGACAACAACACUUAAUUCGCAUGAAAAAUCACCUGAGCAUUUUACUGCAUACAAAAAGUGGCACGAAUGUGAAUUAAGAUUUAAACUUGGUAGAUGUAUUGAUAAUGACCUGCAACGAGUAAUGAAUACAGAAGUUCAACAUUGGAAAAGUAUUUUAGAAAGGUUAAUAUCUAUAACUUUAUACUUGUCCAAACACAAUCAAGCUUUCCGAGGAUCGUCUGAUAAACUAUUUGAAAGAAAUAAUGGAAACUAUUUAGGGUUAGUAGAACUUUUAGGAAAAUAUGACAAUUAUAUGAAAGAACAUUUAAAUCGAAUAACUACACAAAAACUCAAUAUAACUUAUUGCAGUAAGGAUAUUCAAAAUGAACUUAUAAAUCUAAUGGCCUCCAAAAUUGUACUCCUGAUGUCAGCCAUUCUGAAAAAAAUGUCAUUUACUAUAAGAUUUGUGGACGAAAAUAAUGGCAAUUUACAAGUAGCUGAGCAUUUUAUUGGUUUUAGAGAAGUUAGUGAAUCUACUGGAGAAAGCCUUACUGAGUUAUUGCUUAAGACGCUAAGAGAAAACAAGCUUGAUAUAAUGAACUGUCGUGGUCAGGGUUACGACAAUGGCGCGAAUAUGAAAGGUCAUAAAAAAGGAGUUCAAGCAAGAAUUUUAGCUUUAAACCCUAAAGCGGCAUUUAUGCCCUGUGAUUGUCACUCUCUUAAUCUCGUUAUAUCUGAUGAAACUUCGCAAUCCAAAGAAUCGAUCACACUUUUUGAAAUUGUACAACGGAUAUUUGUAUUAUUUUCGGCUUCUGUUUACCGUUGGCAAGUACUAAAAUUACACUUACCUAACUUGACGGUUAAGCCAUUGUGUACAACCCGUUGGGAGAGUCGCAUAGACGGUGUGAAAGCAAUUCGAUAUCAAACUAAAGAAGUAUAUGAUGCAUUAAUUGAAGUGGCGGAAUCAUCUAAGGCAGAUGCUGGUACAAGAAAUGAAGCCAGCAGUUUAGGAAAUCAAUUACUUGACUUCAAGUAUCGAGAAACAAGGUACGCAGAUGCGUCAAACUCUUCAAAAGAAAUAGCAGAGUCAUUAGGUAUAGACCCAAUCAUAAAAGAAGUACGAGUACGACGUAAGAAAACUUUUUUUGAUGAAAACAACGAUCAAGAUUUUUCGAUUGGCGCCGAAGAACGUUUUAAAAGAGAAUUUUUCUACACUCUUGUAGACACAGUCAGAGAAUCUAUCAAAGAAAGAUUUACUCAAUUUGAAAACCAUAAGCAAUUAUGGGGGUUUCUGUACAAUUUAGAAAAAUUACCAUCUUCUGAACAUCUUUUGGCAUGCUGUAAAGAUCUGCAUGGAGCACUCUCGGAAGGAGAUAGUGCUGAUAUAAAUUCCGUAGAGCUUUACAGUGAACUUAAACAUCUAAGCUCACUUUUACCAAUUGGCGAAGGAUCACCUAAAUCAGCCCUCCAGUUUAUACACGAUAUGAAAUUAGUUGAUGUAUUCCCUUACACAUGGAUAUCUCUAAGAAUAUUACUGACGAUUCCAGUUACUGUAGCGUCCGGUGAACGAAGUUUUUCUAAACUUAAAUUAAUAAAAACUUAUUUGCGCUCCUCGAUGACAGAUGAUAGACUUUCUUCUUUAGCAAUUUUGUCAAUUGAAAAUGAUUUAGCCGAAAAAGUAAAUUAUGAAGAAGCAAUCAAACAGUUUUCUGAAUUAAAAGCUAGAAAAGAUUGUUUGGCCCUUAAAAAUAUUUCCUUGUAA
Messenger RNA from Acyrthosiphon pisum (pea aphid), 2592 nucleotides. Its product is annotated as zinc finger MYM-type protein 1-like. Gene Ontology annotation, molecular function: protein dimerization activity. NCBI's taxonomy places the organism in Eukaryota, Metazoa, Arthropoda, Insecta, Hemiptera, Aphididae. The record is from RefSeq and is a predicted model, not a curated record. Bases 1 to 2592 code for a protein of 863 amino acids. The transcript is spliced from 4 exons.